Guillardia theta CCMP2712 is the source of this 739-nucleotide messenger RNA. RefSeq lists its product as hypothetical. NCBI's taxonomy places the organism in Eukaryota, Cryptophyceae, Pyrenomonadales, Geminigeraceae. Gene Ontology annotation, molecular function: protein binding. The transcript has a single exon. The record is from RefSeq and is a predicted model, not a curated record. Bases 139 to 672 code for a protein of 177 amino acids.
AACCGAAAGCUUGAGAGCAUCUCGACCCUGGUGGAGAACGGGGCAGAUCUAAACGUCAGGAACGAGGAGGGAGACACGCCGAUCCAGCUCGCGGUCCGCCUCGGCCUCUUCGAAGAGUUCCAGCUCAUCGCGGACAAGAUGACUCUUGACACGUUCCCGCUGGACGGCAAGGGUAACUCGCUGCUGCACAUCGCCUCCAAGAGCUGCAGCAGCAUGCAGAUCGUCAAGUACCUCAUCCGUCACUUCAAGAUGGACCCUGCAUGGAGGAACUUCGAAGGAGCGUCGAGCGUAGAUCUUGCCAUACAGUCACUGGAGGAAGCAAAGCUCGGGGCCUCUCCUCCCCAGCGAGUCUCGGAGCUCCAGGCCUUGGUGGAGCAUCUUGAGAAGGAGCACGAGGCGUUGGCGGGGGAUCUCGUGACGGUGACGCUGCCUGGGCAAGCGGAGGAGGGGCAGGUGCGGGUCUACUCCAAGAAGAUGGUGAAGUUCUUCGAGCGGAUUGGGUUGACGAGCAUGGCGAUCUCAUACGCGCAGAAGCUGGCGGAGAACGACGUGGACAUGGAGGGGCUGGGGCUGGUGACGGACGUGCAGCUCAAGGAGCUGGGAAUCAACAAGAUCGGAGUGAGAAACAAGAUCCUGCAAGGCAUCCGCGACUGGAAGAAGUACCCCGACUAGCUGUGUGCCAUGGCACUGCCCCGUCUCCUCUCUCCCCCUAUAGUUUACUAAUAAACCAUCAAGUGUC